Messenger RNA from Hyalella azteca, 1668 nucleotides. RefSeq names its product NLR family CARD domain-containing protein 4-like. The record is from RefSeq and is a predicted model, not a curated record. Lineage: Eukaryota; Metazoa; Arthropoda; Malacostraca; Amphipoda; Hyalellidae. The transcript has 4 exons. Bases 37 to 1668 code for a protein of 543 amino acids.
UUGAUACGCUCGUCGAGCUUCGGGGUUAACGGCAAGAUGACAGCCUUUGGUGGGUUUUCACCUGGUGGGAGAGAUCUGGCUUAUUACUGCUACUGCGUCACUACAAAGGGCAGGCAAAUUGCCAAUCAACGUUUCCAGGAGUACGCAAAAGAAGAUCUACUUUUCGAUGCUGGCUGCGUUGAAAGGCUGGCUGUGUUUCAUCAACUCAACCUGACGUUAAAGGAAGAGGGAAAAAAUGAACUUACGCUUCAGCAGUUAUUUGAUUCAUUGAAAGAAAGAAUCGCACUUGUUUCUGCCAAUGUUGGUGCUGGGAAGACCACCCUACUCAUGUACCUAAUGCUUAAAUUUUCUGGUCCUCAGUCUGACGUCCCAAACUAUCUCCAAUGCUUUGAAAUCAUCGUGUUCAUUCAGUGCAGGGACAGACAUAAUAGAAAUUUGGAGGAAGUUGUCAAAUGGCAUUUUGGAGUUUCGUGCGCGGACAUGACAGCAGAAGAUAUUUUGCGAACUCUCCAGCAUCUCCGCGUGCUGUUCCUGGUUGAUGGAUUCGAUGAAUACAACGAAGUGUCGUUGGCUGUGUUGCAACAGCUGUUGGAUAAAACAUGGCACCAGCACUCCCGCAUUCUCAUUACGACUUGUCCUUGGGCUGUCAAAGAUCUCAAGAACUUGUUGAGAAAGAAAUGCAAGGUUUCUGAGGAGUGCAAGAUCUUGCCAAUCACAGAGCUAGGAAAGCAGCUGGAUUUUAUCGAAAAAUAUAGAUUCCAUCUGACCAAGUGCAGUGAUGCCGCACUAGCGAUGCGUGAACUGUUUUCCAAUCUAGACCCGGAUGUGCAAUCAUUAUUCACAGAACCAAUUCUUUUGCUGUACUUCUGCUCUAUUUUUAAAGAAACUCCAGAAAAAAAAGAUAAAUUUAGAAGCUCGAGCGAUAUGUUAAUGGACAGAUUUACGCUUCAAAAGAUCGUCUUGAAAACAAAGCUGAGCGAUAUCGGUGUCACUGAUCCAGACAUUCUCAUUGAAAAACUUUUGAGAGUCAUUGGCAAGUGGGCGUUGGAGUUCCUUGCCUGCAAUCAUGUUACCUUCACCUCCGCCGAAAUCUUAAUCUUGAAGGAACAUUGCUGCGACAAGAUAAAAGUUAACACUUCGAAUAUUGAAGUAGCUACUGAAGUGCUUAUCAACACCAUGCUUGUAGUGGAGAAAUCGCGGUCAGGAAGCAAGGACACGACUUAUUCUUUCCCGCAUAAGUCCGUCCAAGAAACUGCGGCAGCAAACUAUGUUGCUAGGCAGAUGAUGCUCACUGAAGAUACUCUUCAAGAGAUCCUGGGAGUGGAGUCAACGGAGAAUGAAAGGCUGCGGGAGGUGCUGCUGCAUGUGGUGGCGGCCCUCAGCAGGGACAGCCCCCGCCACCUCACGCGGCGGUGGGGGGAGCUGAAGGAGGCCCUGAGGGAGGCCCGCGUCACCGCCGCUGAUGUGAUGGACUGCGUCGCGCGCUGCCCCGACCACGCGGAGGCGGUGGCCGAGCUCGCCGCCCUAACGGAGGACGAGGAAUGGCACGUCAGGAACGCAUCCGGUCCUCUCCUCAGCUCUCGCAGAAACCCGUCCUCCGUGAGAAGACGAGCUGAUGCCGAAGUCCCCAGAUCGUCCCCACAUCUCAAGGCCACCAUCUCAGAGUAA